AUGGAGAGCAGCAGCAUGUUCUUUGGUACCACAUGUCAGAAUGGCCUCUUGCCUGCUCUGAUGCGUCCCACUCUGCCCACCGUCCAGACGUCGCUGGGCCUGAAGCAGUUCCUCCCGUUUCCCCUGGACACGGCGUCGACCGUCAGCCUCUUCCCAGGAUUCAACACGAUGGACCCGGUGCAGAAGGCCGUCCUCCAUCACACCCUCGGUCUCCCUCCCACCAUCAAGAGGAAGCACGUCUCCUGCAGCGUCUGCCAGCUGAGGUUUAACUCACAGAGCCAGGCCUUGGCCCACUACAAGGGGACCAAACAUGCCAAGAAGCUAAAAUCCCUGGAUGCUCCGAAGACUAAGCUCAAAGGCUCAGUGGUCACCAAGGAAACCACCAAUCAGGAGAUCGCCAAGGCAGUCACCACCUCCCAGGUGUCUAACGGCACCGACAGGAAAGAUGUCGUCCCCGGCGUAGCGCCCCUGCCGCUUUCCCCGGUGCUCAGAGCGGCACAACUGCUGGUAACCCCUACUGUGCCAGCGCCGGCACCCGCGGUCUCGCCGAUAGUCCUGAGCAGCACGACAGCGACAGCCCUGGAGUCUACCUCAGCCACUGGAGGGGAAGAGAAGCAAUUAAAGCUCAAUUCACCCUCAGAACCAGACCUGGAGCCCGAGGCCGAACCCGAGGCGGAGUCAGACACAGAAACAGAGGAGGAGAAAGCUCGGCGUCUUCUCUACUGCUCGCUCUGCAAAGUGGCCGUCAACUCGGCGUCGCAGCUGGAGGCUCACAACAGCGGUACGAAGCACAAGACGAUGCUGGAGGCCAGGAGCGGCGUGGGCUCCAUCAAGUCCUUCCCUCGGCCGGGAGUCAAGAGCAAAUUGGUUCCCAUGACUAAGUCAUCAACGGGCCUGCAGAACAAAACGUUCCACUGUGAGACGUGCGACGUGCACGUCAACUCAGAGACUCAGCUAAAACAGCACAUCAGCAGCCGGCGUCAUAAAGACCGAGCGGCGGGGAAACCUGCUAAACCCAAAUACAGCCCCUACACUAAGCCGCCGAAAGGCCAGACCAAACAGUCGCAGAUAAAACUGACCCUGGGUAAGGAGCGACAGUGUCAGCCUCUGACCGCUCAGAUCAUUCCGGCUCACCUGGCUGCAGUCGCAGCGGCCCUCAGCAACUCUUUCGCACACCGCACGAACCCCACCACGAACCCCGCCCCGACUCCCACCCUCUUCCAAACACAGUCCCUCCCUGCGGCGUUGCUGCGCCCGGCCCCCGGGCCGGUCAGGACCUCCCACCCACAGGUCCUAUUCGCUCCUUAUUGACCUGUGUGAGUGUGGGUGGAGCUGCUCCACCGUCCGUCAAGGACCAAACAAGAACCAGGCCAAGGAGUCACGUCGGCAGCACCUGCGUUCCUUCUAUGCAUCUGGGAUGCUGAAACAUCGUCACGCGAGAUUUUCACCUGUUUUCAUGUGGAUUAUCCUGCAUUUAAAGCUAAACUGGACGACAGCGACGCAUCGUGAUGGAUUUACUCCUCCAGUCCAACUGAAAAACCUGGACACAUACAUGCUUUUUUUCCUGUGCCAUCCUGCUGCCCAGAACCCAGAGUUGGACCGUCAUCGUACCGCAAUAAUGUAUAAGACUAAUCCUGUGAACUAUGCAGUGUCAUUAUUUCAAGAUGUGCGGAGCAGUUUGAACCGAAAAUACCGUAGGGAAAUGCCUUUUGUGAGCAGACUGUAUAUAAUGCUGUGUUUCCAUCAUGGUACAGUUCGAUUUGGUACAGUUUGGAAUGGUUAAGACCUGGGUCAGGCUUGCUUGUCGACGGAGAACAGUUCCCUUACUUGGUGAGUGGGGUGUGGGCUGUGACUGAUGGCAGCAUAGCGUGACAGCGACAUCGAAUGUGAUGAGUGAGGUGGUGCACAGGUGGUGCAUCGUGAAGUAGUGUUGUUAUUGACGCUCAAUCAGCUGACUGUCAUGGGUGGAGCCAGUCAAGUACCAUACCAUUGGGGUAGCACUCUGGGGUACCAUUGGGGUACCACCCUUGGGGUACCAAGGGAAGGGUGUCAAAGAAUGGAUCACUUGGGGCUGGUUAUUGUGGUUACUAUUCCAAAUGGAAACAGAAAAAUAUACACACCAUACUGUACCAAACCGAACUGUUCCACUUGGUGGAAACACGGCUAAAAAGUGGACGUAGUCUUCUGGUUGCAAAAAGAACUCUCAUUUUGAAGAUUCAAGAUUCACAAUUUGACCGUUCAGUAUUGGAUGAUACUUUAUCUCUUUUCAUACCUUAUGGUCUAUUAUUUAUCUGAAUGGAAACAUAAUUUACAAAACUAUACAUCCCAUUUUAUUUGACGAAGAGCGAAAACUCCCAAUUGAGACGAUUAACUCCUCAGGAAAAUGUUUACGUUACGACAUCAUCAAUUUUUCAACGGGUUUCCAUGCAAACGGAGUCGCCGCCUGCUGGCAAACUGGAAGACUACUGCCAUUUUUAUAUACGGUCGGUGUUUUUGUUAAGAUACAGUGCCGGCCCUAAGAUCAUUGCUUUCGUGGAGGAUUAGCAUCACUCAUGAAUUUCGGCUUUUAAACCUGGCAUUACAAUGUGUUUUCUGUGAUUGGAAAGCGCUACCACAUGCAUUUAGACGUGUCUCCAGUGUCCACAUCAAGAUCCGAUUGCAGUCUGGUCACGGUCACUUCCCCCUCUUUCCAGCAGCAGGCUACAGUGCCACAAUUAGCUGCACGUGGAGGUACAUGUUGUACGGACUCCUCUUUGCUUUUACAAACUGCGGAAUGUUGGUGAAGCGUAGACGCAUCAGAGACUCAUUGGAACCACCUCCUGAAGUGGUCGGCAGAUCGGAAAACAAUUCGUCCUUGGGUGUCUUUACACCUGUACAAGUUAUCAGGCGCUAUCUGAUUACAAUCCGACUAGUUAUUGUGGAUGAGGUGCAGACGCAUCAGAGACUUGUUGGGACCACCUCCUGAAGUGGUUUGGCAGAUCGGAUAACAAUCCUUGGGUGUCUUUACACCUGUACUUACAAGUGGUCAGGCACAAUCCAAGUAGUUGUUGUGGGUGAGGCGGAGACACAUCACAAACUUGUUGGGACAACCUCCUGAAGUGGUUUGGCAGAUUGGAUAACAAUCUGUCCUUGGGUUGUCUUUACACCUGUACUUACAAGUUGUCAGGCGCUAUCCAAUUCCAAUCCAAAUAGUCGUUGUUGUGGGUGAAGUGGAGACUCAUUUUGGACCACCUCCCGAAGUGGUUUUCAGAUCGGAUAACAAUCCGUCCUUGGGUGUCUUUACACCUGUACUUACAAGUGAUGAAGUGCUACCCGAUGCAUUUGAGACUCUUGGGACAACCUCCUGAAGUGGUUUAGCAGAUCGGAUAACAAUCCUUGGCGCUAAUUGAUUCCAAUCCGAUCACAGAAAACGCAUUUUAAUGCCACAUGUAAAAGAGUCAAAGCGUCAAAGAGGCUGCCACUGAUGAGAAGAGCGAGCAAAGACCCUCCUCUCUUCCUGUUUGCACUUUAAGCUCCUUUUUCCCUCUGUUGAUGUCCUCAUUCGAUGGCUAGACCGUGUUAGAUGGUUAGAGUAUGUGUCGUAAUGUGCGUGUUUGUGUUUGUCCUUGCAUUGUCCGUGUAUGUGUGUGUGUGUGUGUUAGAGUGUGAAAGAGACUUCAUACUACAUACAUGUGCUUGUCCAUGUGAGUGUGACUGUGUGUUUGAAAGAGAGAGAGAGCUUCCGAGGCACCGUAAGCCAUGCGAGUGGAUAUCCAGCGCACAUUGUCUCAGAUCAUGUCUCAGGCCAAAGGGACCACAAAUGCUUGUGCAUAUUAACUGUCAGUGUGUAAAAGGUGAACAAUUUCAAAUAAAAAGAGUCCUAAUUUGUUA
Solea senegalensis (Senegalese sole) is the source of this 3870-nucleotide messenger RNA. It is a transcript of the gene znf385d, whose product is annotated as zinc finger protein 385D. The record is from RefSeq and is a predicted model, not a curated record. NCBI's taxonomy places the organism in Eukaryota, Metazoa, Chordata, Actinopteri, Pleuronectiformes, Soleidae. Gene Ontology annotation, cellular component: nucleus. Bases 1 to 1311 code for a protein of 436 amino acids. The transcript is spliced from 8 exons. Gene Ontology annotation, molecular function: nucleic acid binding; zinc ion binding.